Messenger RNA from Hibiscus syriacus, 369 nucleotides. RefSeq lists its product as uncharacterized. Bases 1 to 369 code for a protein of 122 amino acids. The record is from RefSeq and is a predicted model, not a curated record. NCBI's taxonomy places the organism in Eukaryota, Viridiplantae, Streptophyta, Magnoliopsida, Malvales, Malvaceae. The transcript has a single exon.
AUGAAGAAAGUUAUGAUGAAAAAUAUUCUAAAGUGGCUUAAUGCUGGAGUGAUUUACCCCAUUUCUAAUAGUUCUUUGGUGAGUCCCAUCCAAUGUGUGCCAACGAAAGGAGGCACGACCGUGGUGACAAGUGAAGACAAGGAUCUGUUACCAACACGUACUGUCACCGGCUGGCGAAUAUGCAUGGACUACUGCAAACUUAAGAAGGCCACCAAGAAGUAUCGCUUCCAUUUACCGUUCAUCGAUCAAAUGCUGAAUCCACUUACAAGCAAGGCAUAUUACUGUUUCUUAGACAGAUACUCGGGGUAUAAUCAAAUUGCCAUCGCACUAAGAGAAGACAAUGUUCAUGUGUCCCUACGGCACUUAUGA